GGUCGCUAGCAGGCAAAACUUGUAAACACAUGUUUUGCUCAAUAUGACGCCUAAGUGAUAAGCAAAAACAUGUGGAAAACAAAUUAGUAAUUUUCUUUCUAUAAAUUAUAAAAUUAUUUGAAUAUUUUCAACAUUUUUCUAAAAUUUUUGAACACAUAUUUCGAUUACAAAUUAUAACAGAUUCGACACAACUUAUCAAGUAAAAAAUGGAUGAUAAACUUAUUGACACCAUUGAUGUAUCAUCAAAAUGCAUAAGCCAGACUCCACCAUCAGCCUAUUAUAUAUCAAACUUUAUAACAGACAAUGACGAAAAGGAAAUAAUAAAAUAUGUUAAUAAUGCACCUCAGCCAAAAUGGACUCAAUUAAGUCAUCGUAGAUUGCAAAAUUGGGGUGGUAUACCACAUCCCAAAGGUAUGAUUGCUGAAGAAAUACCACAAUGGCUACAAAAAUACAUGAAUAAAAUCAAAGAUUUAAAUAUUUUUAAAAAUAAUACACAACCAAAUCAUGUGCUCAUUAAUGAGUAUCUACCAAAUCAAGGAAUAAUGGGUCAUUCUGAUGGUCCUUUAUUUCAUCCAAUUGUGACGACAAUAACAUGUGGCUCACAUACACUCCUUGAAUUUACAAAACGUCUUGAUACCAAUGAUGAUAAAGAACGAAAUUUAAAGAGUGAAUUUUCAUUUUUACUUGAACCAAAAAGUUUGUUAAUACUUCAAGAUGAUUUGUAUCAUAAUUAUUUACACUCAAUUGAAGAAAGAGAUCAUGAUAUUAUUGAUACUGAUAAAAUAAAAAAUAUCAAUUUAUGCUCAAGACAGUAUAAUGAUGGUGAAAUUUUAAAUAGAGGCACCAGGUUGUCAUUGACAAUUAGACAUGUGCCAAAAACUAGUAAACUUAAACUUAAAUUUUAAAAUUUUUUUGUACAAUUUCGA
Molecule: messenger RNA, 926 nt
Organism: Aphidius gifuensis
Lineage: Eukaryota; Metazoa; Arthropoda; Insecta; Hymenoptera; Braconidae
Product: alpha-ketoglutarate-dependent dioxygenase alkB homolog 6
Exons: 5
Coding region: 207-905 (232 amino acids)
Source: RefSeq, a predicted model, not a curated record